This is a messenger RNA of Symbiodinium sp. CCMP2456, 3546 nucleotides long. Lineage: Eukaryota; Dinophyceae; Suessiales; Symbiodiniaceae. The record is from the annotation of a GenBank genome assembly.
AUGAAGGGGCGGCCUGGACCUAGUCCCAGCGCUGGGAUGCUGCCACCAGUUAGUCCGUCCAUGCGGAAGACACAGCCGAACUUUGGCCUUGCCAAGUCGGCCAGUGAGCCCUCCGUGAGCAGUCUGUCCAGGACGUUGCCCGCAACAGUGAAGGGCUCAUUCCUUCCGCGCCAGAUGGGCCAUCCGACGAUUGCUGCCCGUCGAAACCUCGCGCAGCAGAGGAAGGCUUUGAUCAAGGAGACGCGCGACCUGGAAGACUGCAGCUUCUGGGGUGCCCAGGGCAUUCCCGGCUUCGCAGCCCACUUGAAGUCGCGCUUUGGUUCCAUCUUAGCUGGGUGGCGCCUGCUCGACUCGGAGAAGAAAGGGCGCCUGUCCUUCCAUCCGUUUUGCAAGGCAGCGCGGAAAUGGGGCUACCAUGGCAACGUGAAGAAGCUCUGGACGGAGCUCGAUCCGACCGGCAAGGGCUUCGUCACCUUAGCCGACGUUGAUCCGGAUGUCUGGAACAUGGUUAGCUCUUUCAAAAUCGCACUCAUGCAGCGGUACGGAGACAUGCUGCUCGCAUGGCAAGAGUCCAUCGAUGUGAACGGCGCAGGCAAAGUGUCCGAGAGUGAGAUUGCAGACAGCCUCCAUGAGCUUGGUCUGGAAAUGGAUGCUAGACAGCUGCUCAAAAUGUUCAUAAGUAUGCCGGGGGCGACGCACAUCACCCUCAAGGACUUUGACCCGAGGGCUUACGUUAGGUGGCAGACUUCUGAUCUUCCCGCUCUCUCCAAAGGAGACGAGGCUGAGGAAGGAGCCGACACGCAGAAGGGCCGAGUGGGCACAGAUCGCGGGCGCCUCGGGGUCAGCACGAAGGAGGCGCUCCAAGCUGCGAUGAUCAGCCAGUUCGGCUCCCUAUUCCGCGCCUGGCGGGAGGGCCUUGAUCCGACUGGACGAGAUCGCUUGAGUUGGGGUGAGUUCACCCAUGUCUUCCGACUGCUGGGCCUCCACGGAGACCUGCAGUCCUUGUGGGACCAGCUCGACACAGAGGGCAUCGGGGUGCUUCGCUUCUCCGAUCUGGAUGAGGCCACUGCCUCGAUCUGGUCGGAGAUGCGAGCUUGCUUCGAGCAGGAGUAUGGCAACAUGCUCCGUGCCUGGAUGACAGGGGUGGAUGUCGACGGGGUGGGCCAUGUAGACGAGGACCAGUUCGUUGCAGCGUGCAAGAAGGCUGGCUUCCUGAACGAGACUGGAGCUCGAGAUCUCUUUCACAUCCUGAGGCCACCACAAAGCGGAUCCUUUUUGAGCCUGCGAGACUUCGACCGCAAAGCCUUCAAGGCUUUUCUUCGUAACGACUUCCGCAUGCUCAGCGAGCCAACCAAGAAACCAGGACAGGAGAAACCCUUGCUUUCACUGUCGAUUGAAGAGCGAACUGAAAGAGGGUUCUUCUUCCAAAUCCGGCGCGGUUGGCAGUUCGCCAAGUCACCGGACUUCUCCAAGAGAUGCCGGACGUACACACCCCCGAAGCAGGAGCCAGAGCCCGUGGAGGACUUCAUCGGCCUCUGCACACGGAAGUAUGGCUCCAUGGUGGCUGCCUGGCGCUUUGGCCUCGAUCCGACCGGCAGUGGAUCGCUGAACUUCAACGAGUUCUGCAAUGCCGCCCGUCGGAAUGGCUACAGGGGAAGCCUCCGCAGCUUGUGGGCCGAGCUGUGUGGAGAUCGCAACCUGCUGCGGCUCAAGGACCUGGACUUUGAGAGCAGCGAAGCCGUGACCCGUUUCUUCGAAACCAUCCACCUCACUUACGAGGACUUAGCAACGGUGUGGGUAGAGAUUUUCAAGAAGGACCCGUAUGCCAGCCUUUCCAUGGAAGACCUGUCGUCAGGCUGCAAGGCCUUGGGCUUUCCGGAAGAUCUUGUGGAGACGCUCUUCCUUGGCCUUCAUCCUAAUCCAGGCCACUCCGAUUCGCUGUUCCUCUGGGACCUGGAAGACAUGUUCGUGACCACUCGGCGUCUCUGGGAGUUGAAGAAGCCGAAGUCCUUGCGAAGGCCUGUGCUGCCAGUGGGAACGUCCCUGCUCGUGGCAGCAGAGGUCAAGCUGAAGCCGGAGGAGGAAGACAAUGAGGAAAAGGCCGAAGACAUCUUGAAGCACGAGCUGACGCCACAGCUGGUACGAGAAGCCAUGGCAAGGGACUUCGUGUCUACAGCUGCCUGCUGGGUCACGGAGUUGGACUGGAGAGGCCGAGGCUCCGUCACGUCUCAGCAGUUCUUCGAGCUGAUGCACCGGCUUGGAUGCGCAGGCAAUCUUCGGAAGCUCUGGGCGGAGCUGACUGGCGACCGAGGGGUCCUCCGCUUCAUCGACAUCGAUCCAAAGACUCAGAAGUUGCUGGAGGCGUGCCGCAGGGAGAUCCUGCAGAACCAUGGAACUUUGAUGGAUGCCUGGUACAAAGGAAUUGACCCGCACGACCUGGGCAUUGUGGACCUCGAGGACUUCAGGACCGCCUGCGAGCAAGUGCUGCCGACGUUGAAGCCGAAGGAGGUGGCGACCUUGUUCGGGUACCUCUUGGCUCGGCACGGGCAGCGUUCCCUGCGCAAGGAGGACCUCAAGGCCCUCCUCAUCGGCGUGGCCCCGGAAGAGCGCGAGGAAGCUUGGGGCGAAGGAAUGGAAGCAGAAAAGCCCGUGUCCGUUGAGGAUCAAGCCCGUCUCAUCGACAGCGCCGAGGGCUUCAAAGCAAUGCUCCUUGCGAAACAUGGCAGCUUCUUUGCUGCAUGGGUCUAUGCCCUCGAUAGGGAGAGAAAUGGCUUUGUGGCGAAGCAGGAUUUUUCGCUGAUCUGUCGACGACUUGGCGUGCAGAGAGUUUCCUACCUAUGGCGCGAGUUCAUGCAGGGACAGAAAGGUGGAAUCCUCACCUUGGAGAUCUUCGACGCAGAGACAGCGCAGUCUUGGUCGGAGCUGCACCAUCUGCUGCUGCAGGCAUCUGAAUCCAAGCAGAAGUCCAAAGCUGCAGCAACAGCCGCUGCUGACCAAGCUGCUGCUUCUGCUGACCCCGCGGCUGAGAGUGAGCACUUCUCCCCUGAUCCAUCGGCUGAACCAUCAGCUGAUGCAUCGGCUGAUCCGCCCACAGAUCCUCCUGCUGAUCCCAUCACUGACCCGAGAGCUGACACGGUGGCUGAUCUGGCUGCUCCUGCAGACGGACCCGAAGCAACGCUGGAUUUGGCCACGCUACCAGCUCCUGCCAGCAGGUCGAGGACGCCAUUGCCCAGCCUCAAGGAGGGUUGGAGAGUGGCUUUCGACCCUCAACACAUUCGGCGCGUGGGCAGGCUGCGCUUCUUCGAGGGGUGCAAGUCUCUUGGCUACCCCAAGGACGCAAAUCGACUCUUCGACGUGCUGCGCCCAGAUCCCCACCGCGAGUACCUGGUGUUCGAGGAUAUCGUCGGAGACCUCAACCCGAACGACUUCGCUCUUCGCCUGAAUCCGGAGGGAGUUCCUUUCGCCAAGGACCGAUAUCGGACCCUUGAGGAUGAGGAGGGCAAAAGACGUUAUUGGAUGACGGUGUGCUGUCCCGGGCAAAGAUGA